Molecule: messenger RNA, 4590 nt
Organism: Tachyglossus aculeatus (Australian echidna)
Lineage: Eukaryota; Metazoa; Chordata; Mammalia; Monotremata; Tachyglossidae
Gene: ASB7
Product: ankyrin repeat and SOCS box containing 7
Exons: 5
Coding region: 294-1250 (318 amino acids)
Biological process (GO): intracellular signal transduction
Molecular function (GO): protein binding
Source: RefSeq, a predicted model, not a curated record
AAGCCAUUUGUUGCUAUGUGGUCUGAACACACAGAUGUUAACAGGACUCACCAAAUUAUUUAUGCCUUGCCAGCAGAAUGAUCAAUGGGGAACACACCAGGAAAAGUGAAAUUCUCCUAUAAGAACUCACAAGUCCAAUCAUAAUAUGCUUUGUAUUCUCUGAAGAUAAGAAUUGUGAAUUCAGUCUGUGAACUGUGCAUACUGCUUGCCAAACAAUCUAUUGCUUCCAUUAACACUAAUCGGUGAGUCCAUAUGACCUCAUGAAUCUCUUGUAACAAGUGGACUCAGCUAGGAUGUUACACCAUCACUGUCGGAGGAACCCUGAACUACAGGAGGAACUCCAGAUCCAGGCCGCCGUGGCUGCUGGGGAUGUUCACACGGUGCGCAAGAUGCUAGAGCAAGGCUAUUCUCCAAAUGGCCGAGAUGCAAAUGGAUGGACUCUGCUUCAUUUCUCGGCAGCAAGAGGCAAAGAGCGAUGUGUCCGUGUAUUUCUGGAACAUGGCGCUGAUCCCACAGUUAAGGACUUAAUUGGAGGCUUCACCGCUCUUCAUUACGCAGCCAUGCAUGGCCGAGCCCGGAUUGCACGCUUGAUGUUAGAAUCCGAAUAUAGAAGUGACAUUAUCAAUGCCAAAAGUAACGAUGGUUGGACUCCCCUCCACGUAGCCGCACACUAUGGCAGGGACUCAUUUGUCAGACUCCUGCUGGAGUUCAAGGCUGAGGUCGAUCCGCUCAGUGAUAAAGGUACAACACCGCUUCAGCUGGCCAUUAUCCGGGAGAGGUCAAGCUGUGUGAAGAUCCUCCUGGAUCACAACGCCAACAUCGACAUUCAAAAUGGUUUCCUGUUACGAUACGCUGUGAUCAAAAGUAAUCACUCCUACUGCCGAAUGUUCCUUCAGAGAGGAGCGGACACAAAUUUGGGUCGCUUAGAAGAUGGACAGACCCCUUUGCAUCUAUCUGCCCUUAGAGAUGAUGUGCUUUGUGCACGGAUGCUGUAUAAUUAUGGAGCGGACACUAACACAAGGAACUAUGAAGGACAGACGCCGUUGGCCGUGUCAAUAAGUAUUUCUGGAAGUAGUCGACCCUGUUUGGAUUUCUUACAAGAAGUAACAAGGCAGCCCAGAAACUUGCAAGACCUGUGCCGAAUUAAAAUUCGCCAUUGUAUAGGCCUUCAGAACCUAAAGCUUCUUGAUGAACUACCAGUUGCCAAGGUCAUGAAAGACUACUUAAAACACAAAUUUGAUGAUAUCUGAUAUCCACAAAACUUUGUGAGCAAGAUUAGGAGUUAUAUUUCAGAUACUUAGGAGGCCUGUUGCCUUGCACAAGUAUAUCCUAUGCAAUUUCUGAUUGCUGUGAAGUCAGAAGGCAGGUAUACACUUUUGGGGUUUUUUGUCCAUUUGUUUUCAUUGUGGGGUCUUUUUAAUACUUCAUCCUAAAAGGUCUUAAUUUUGGUUUUGGUCCAGAUUUGCAAGGUCCAAACUUUCUAUACAAAAUUACGGUGAGAAAACUUUUUUUAAAAAUGAAGCGUGCCGAUUUGAAAUAGAGAAUCUACCCUUUUCAAAGAGUUUAUGGUUUUCACUGGCACACGUGGUAUAGUAAACCAGCUGAGAAGUCAAGUAAAGUGAGGUUUGGAGGCACAGUUUUAAAUAGGGUGACUUGGAAUAUACAGAAAAAUUCCAUAUGAAAUUUUAAAAGAAUUGCAGUUACCCCAAUCACUUUUAAUGAGUACAAAUUGGCUAUUUUAUACUUUUCUUUUCCUAAUUAUUGAAGCUCAGAUUUCAUAAAACUAGUACCUCAGAUUACUAGUACCUCAGUUUUCCUGUUAGAGUGCUUUUGUUUUUAGCUAUUAUUUUUAACAACGGCUACCCAGAGACAUGGUGUCUCAUUUUCUCUCUGUGUCUAGCUGAAUCUUUAAAAAAAAUGUAAUGGGAAGCAAAUUUACUUUUUAAAGCCAAUAUGUUCUGUUCCUAAAACGGUGCCUCUGGUGCAAUAAUCUUUUUGGUGUAUUUUAUCCAUUGUUUUAAUGUGACAUUCAUCAUUCCAAAGCCAGCUUCAACAUGUCUGUGAAAAUCGAAACUGCCAUGUUUUGUGUUUAUGCCAUGAUACCAUAAAAAAUCAGUUGUAGCUUCCAUUAUAAGUGCCGUCUAUCAUGAAUGUGUAACUUGUUAUUUCACCUUUUGCAGAAAUUACCACAUCCAUGUUGGUAGGCUUAAUAUGCUCUAAAGAUGUCCAGAAUGUGAUGCCAUUUUGCUCUAAUGUGGCUAAAUACUCUGGGAUGGCUUCAGAUGUUACCUUUGAGGGAUAAAAUUUCUUAGGGUUGUAUAUUUGCUAAAUUUAUAAAUAUUUUUUUCAAUAAAAUGUUGGGUAACAACACUUCUCAACUUAAAAUUAAUAGGGACUUUAACUUGAAAUUGUACAAAAUUUGUUGAGCUUUAUUAGUCGGACAACAUGAUUUCUUUUUCUGAUUGGUCAGGAUGCAUUUUUACAAUGUAAGCACUUUUAAGACAUGAUAAAAUGUCUAAUUAUUGGCCAGAUUUCCAAGGGAAUCUUUGGUCCAAGAUGAUGCCCCUGGAAAUAUGUUCUGCCUUUGCUUUGUCACCACAUUAGCUUCAUAAGACCUUUUUAAAUGCCAGCAGUGCCUCCUUUCCCAGUGCUUGUGGAGCCUUUACCAAGUUUAACUAUUGGCUAUUAAUUUAAUAAAAGUUGAAGGACUGAAAGAUUCUCUUGGCUUCCCCUGUUGUCACUUUUAAAUGAACAAAUGUCGGAACGGCUGGGGCUGGCUUAACAAGAGUAUCAUUAAAUUUAGAAAUUGGCUUUUCCUUCCUGGAGCCAAGAGUUGUAUUUUUUUAAACCUCCCUCAUUUCUGGAGGUGGUUGAUCUCCCCAGGCAGUGUGUGGGCCUUCAAAACAGAAGUGUCUUCGGAGAGAGGAUGGGCUUGGGGAUUGGUAAUAGGACCCAAGGAGCUCUUCAAUUCCCUGGGCCUGAGUUCGAAUUUGAUCUAGCUCAGUAAUGACUGUCAAUUAUCACUGGCACCUGAUGCGAAAUGAACCGGUGAUUAGUUCUUUCUUCCUAGAGAUUAAACGAACACCUCCCCAAUACAGUCUCCAUUAAGAGGCCCACAAUGGGGCCGACAAGGUGGAGGCAGAACUGCCUUUCCCUCCCUCCAGCUAAUUCCUAGGUCAUGGUGGAGGCACCUUAAUAAAGUGAGGUAGGGACUCUUGUAUUUCCAAAGUCGUCAUAAGUCCUCAUCAGUGGGCGUGGCAGUGGACAUGACAGUGCUUACUCAAGAUGUUAGCGACCUAGGCACGAUGAGAUAUGGUAAUAAUAAACUGGCACCCUUUCCCUCUAAAUAUAUUUGCAUUCCUGAGCAAAUGUUAACAAUUAUUUUAAUUCUUUUUUGGAAUGCGAUUUUUAAAAUUCUCUUUAAGACUGUUUUCUUCCGUCGUGCAUAUGAAAAUUACAUCACCAUCUAAGAUGAUUUAGCCACUGGAUUUUAGUAAGGGAGUUCCAAAUAAACAGAUCAGAUUAAGGCAGAUUAAUUGUUUUGUAUUGCUGCUGUGACUUCAGAAAAAUUAUGAGAUCUUCCUGGUAAUUAAAUUUAUAUUUAAUGAAGUAAUGUAUAAUUCCAGUAUUUAUUGUUUGAGGCUUGAUUAUUUUGGUAAUUUAAAAGAACGCUAUUUUAUUUUUGUUAAUAAAAUCCCAAUUUCAUACCGCCCCUUAACAGUGUCUAAAAUUUGUAGAGGUGAAUAGUUGGUGAAAGUAUACUGAUUUAAAAUUCAACCCUGAAUUUAGAUUUGAUUAACGUAGAGUUAUUCUGUUGUCACAUAUAAUGGGUACAAAGAACAAGUAUUUUCAUAAACCGGACUGAUUUGGUUGUUCGAGAAUCUCAACUAAGUUGAGAAACAUAUCAAAAUUGUAACUGAUCUUCAUAUUUUCUUUUGAAUUUGUUGUUGAACUUUAUAUUAAACCUUUUAAAUAUAUAUUUGGCAAAUACACCAAAGAAACAGGGAAGUAAGAUUAUGAUCGUCAAUGAACUGCAACCUCAUCCUUUGAAAACAAAGCAGAAGAGUUUUUUGUAAAUAUUUGUGUUAUAAAUGUACAGCAGAAUAAAAGUGUUUUUUUAGAUUAUUUAAUUUCCAUAUUUCUAAAGUAUUUACUACAUUAUAGACCAUACUUGUUAGUUUGAAAGGCUUUUGACUGUUUUGGUUUCUAAUUUGUUAUCAUUCAUGCUUGAAACAGCGCUCUAGCUAGAGAGUUUAAUGUUCUGGCUUGAGUUGGAAGUAGCAGGGGUGCACAUCUGGACAAAGAUGAUUAGCAUGAUUUAUUUGUCAUAUACACACCCUGAAACAGAAGAGAAUGUGUAGCUUGAUUGUCAGAGUGGGCCAUAAGGAAAUUGAAAUCCUAACUUUUCUGCAAAGUUGCCCAAAAUGCAAUUGGGAUAAGAAUAACUUCCAAUUUGUCCACAAACUUAGCUUCCAUGUAACUCCUCGUGUGUUAUCAGUAUCAUAAUGUAUUUUGUUCUUCCUUUGUAAUGUAAGUUUUGCUUUGGGUCAGUUUGAAUUUUAAAAAAAUUUAAACCUGGUUUAAAAAACA